Messenger RNA from Knipowitschia caucasica, 858 nucleotides. NCBI's taxonomy places the organism in Eukaryota, Metazoa, Chordata, Actinopteri, Gobiiformes, Gobiidae. The record is from the annotation of a GenBank genome assembly.
AUGGAGGGAUGUCUGGGAGACCUCAGGGAUGAAGUCUGUGUGCCUUAUCUGGAUGAUGUCCUUGUUUUCAGCCGCACUUUUGACCAACAUGUGCACAAUGUCAGACAAGUCCUGCAGAGACAGAAAGCCUGUGGGAUAAAGCUCAGGGCUGAAAAAUGUGAGUUAUUCAAGCCACAAGUGACGUAUGUUGGGCGUGUCAUCUCUGCCGAGGGGUACAGGAUGAACCCGAAAGAGGUGGAGGCAGUGAAGGCACAGCAGACCCCAGAUACAGUGAGGGAAGUGAGGAAGCUCCUUGAAUUUCUGAGCUGCUACAGAACAUACAUCCAGGACUUCUCCAGGAUUGCAAAGCCACUACCCAAGCCGAUUGAGACCAUCCUAAAGUGCACCGAAGAAUGUGGGCAAGAGGCCAUGGACAGCAUUUGUAAAGCCAUCAAGAGCAGCCAAAUGGUCCUAGGAGGAGAAGAGAAAGAGCCAGAGUGUCACCAGAGCGAGGAAGGCAAGCCAGAUCCCUGCCGGCUGCUGCAGACUUCCAGCCAAGGGCCCUCGUACCCAGUCAGCUUGAGCAGAGAGCUGCACCUGUGGAGAGAGCUGAAGAAGCUGUUCCAGAGGCUGAUCCUGAGCCAGUGCUGGAGGCAGAGCCAGAAACGCCCACCUCUGACUCCUCUGAGGAAGCUCCAGAGCCCCGCCCAGUCAGAGCCAGACGGCCCAGGCCUGUACACCUACGAUCAUCUUGGUGAGCCCACUGUCCGAGAACUGCAGAGCUGUCCAGUCGGUGUGUCCAGGCCAGGUCCAGAUGUGUCGAGGGUCCGAGAUGACUACUGCACCGCCAACCUAUAUCCUUUGCACGUCGCACUUUGA